AUGGGUGAUGUUCCUAUGGAGCCUCUUGGACCAGAUAUUCCCGAUGAUUCCAACCCUUUAUUCGACAUGCGCACCCCUUCACCAGUCACAUUCGCGGCAUCAGUUGACCCAGAUGCAGUUGGAAUAUCCCCCGCUUUGCAUUCCCACACUCCUGUUCACAUGUCGCGAAGUCCUAGUCCCCUCCUUCAGGAACGCGAACUGGGAUAUUAUGAGGACCCCGAUGACGAAGAAGUCCAGCGUGUCCUUAGGAUGUCUGGUCUGGACCCGGAGAGUGUCCCUGUCAUGGGCAAUGCUGACAUGUCAACUCCAGAACGACAAGAGAGCGUCACAGCAGCCGGUGCAGAAAUACGUGCGACCUGUGUCGCACAGCCUCCAGAGCAUGAGCUCGACGAUCCGGAUUCAUUCAUAGAUACAAGGAAGUUACCGCCGCUCGGAACGCGGCUAUCUGAUGAACGCGCAUAUCUCGAAUCCCAUCCGAAAUGGUUCGUACGUGCAAUAUUGAUGGUUGUGGGUAUCCUACACACAAAGUACCAUGUUACCUUUCGAGCGUCGUCGUUGAUUCUUUACGCAAUCCGCGCGAUUUUCAUCGCACUCCGCCUGUUAAACAAGGACGACUCGAUGCCUGCAACGCUCACCACUCUCCUGAAACGCCUCGAUUUGAAAGAUCGCUUCCAUGUUCUACCUGUUUGCAAGGCAUGCAAAUCUCUCUUCGAGCCGACGAUCAACCGCAAGUCAGCAUGCCCUAAAUGCGGGGAGAAGUUGUUUCCUCCUAGCGAACAUGCAGCGGUUCGCGAGCUUCGACGUCUUCUUGGCAGAGAUCCACCCAAACCUCCCCCCAUUCUCGCGGCUCCGUAUGCACCACUCUCAGCUGAGAUCGCCGACUUCUUAAGUCACCCUGGUAUGGACAAGGAGGUGGUGGCAUGGGAGACAGAACCUUCACUUCCAGGCAGGUACUCACGCAUCAUGGAUGGUGAUGUUUGGAAGACGCUUCCGGGUCCUGACAAGAAGCCAUUCUUCAGUAAGGACGAAAGUAGGCUUCCGGAGAUUCGGAUUGGUGUGUCUAUGAGUCUGGAUUGGUUCUCCUGCUCACGUACAUCUUUUGCGCCAUCGCAUUCUUCAGGCCCGAUGGCCUUUUGCGUACAGAACCUACGCGAAAGUGUCAAAUAUCGACCACAAAAUAUCCUCGUUUGUGCGAUGACGCCGGGUCCUACAGAACCAACAGCGGAGCAAGUACAAAAUUAUCUCAAGCUUGUUGUUGAUGACUUGUUGAAUCUGUACGAGAACAGUGUUAUCAUGAAGACGCCUUCACAUCCAGAUGGUAUCUGUGUUCGUGUUGCCCUCGUAGCUGUUGUCUGCGAUCAUCCUGCGAUGUGCAAGGUCAGUGGGUUCGCCGACAAGAAUCAUGCUGAGGUACCGUGCACGAAGUGUCAUGUGAAGCAGAACCAGAUGUUCUCGGACGAAGGGUUAUCCAAUGGUUUUCCACUGCGCAAUGGUGAGGAUCACAAGCGGUUAGCACGAGAGUGGAAAAUGCUGUCAUCAGAGGCAGAGCGUGCUGAGUUCUUCAAGGCUCACGGUGUUCGCUGGACGGAGCUUGCUCGCCUACCGUAUUUCGACCCAGUUCGCAUGACCGUGAUAGACCCCAUGCACAACUUUCUACUUGGUGUUGUUAAAAAUCAGUGGUACGGGCGAUGGAUAAAGUAUAAUGCUCUCCGUGCAAACACUCCAAAGAUGAAGCGUGAACUCGCUAUCAUGCAUGAGUUUCUCGAGACGUUUGAGUCACCUCCAUGGGUGGGACGGCUUCCGCUCCAUGUCGGCGAACCUGCCGGUGGAUCGCUUUCUGCAGAUGAAUACAAGGCUCUAGCUAUUACCGUUGGCCCCCUGAUUCUACCGGUGAUAUGGGAAGAGUUCUGUCCAGAAGCAAAGGAGGACCAUCAGAAAGCACUGAAAAAAUGGAGAAAGGCAAAGAAGAAAUGA
This is a messenger RNA of Sparassis crispa, 1974 nucleotides long. RefSeq lists its product as hypothetical. The coding region runs from base 1 to 1974 and encodes 657 amino acids. The transcript is spliced from 8 exons. The record is from RefSeq and is a predicted model, not a curated record. NCBI's taxonomy places the organism in Eukaryota, Fungi, Basidiomycota, Agaricomycetes, Polyporales, Sparassidaceae.